ACAGGAAGUUUGUUGCGAAUUUCGGAGACCGGGGCUGUUCGAUUAAACCCGGUCUCGUCACCAUCAUAUUGCCGCGUCGACCCAAUCCACAAUCUCUAGAGGCUUUGUUGAUCAGCAAACGCCCGGACCUCCUUCCAAGGUCAUGGAAUGCGCUGCCUGGACAUGAUGUCAAGACCAGCAGGGCACAUGAUGAUCAGCAUCUUUGCAAGAUGUCGGCAGGUCGUCUCUUUCUCUCAGAGCAUCGGAGCUCUCAGCCACCACAGCGGGCGAUCGGGAUGGUCUCACCCCAUGCCACAGGCUCGAACUUUCACUACGUCAUGGCUUCCCCUGAAACAGAUGCCCUCGCGGCCCAAGCCGCCUCCAGAGACCGAAAUUGAAGAGUCAUUUCUGAAGGGCAGCGGGCCGGGAGGACAGAAAAUUAACAAGACGAACUCUGCCGUCCAACUGAAGCACAUCCCUACCGGUAUUGUCGUCAAAUGCCAGGAAACCCGUUCCCGGGAUCAAAAUAGAAAGAUAGCCAGGCAACUUCUGGCCACGAGGCUAGAUGACCUCAACAAUGGUGACCAGAGUCGAUCCGCUAUUGUGGGUGCGCACAAGGUGAAGAAGAGGGCCAGUGCUGCCAAAAAGAGCGCCAGAAAGUACAGGAAGCUCGAGGCGGAGAAGAAUAAAGAGGCCAACGAUAAUGUAGACGCUAUAGCGGAGGAUUCCAUAACGAAUCUCGAAAAAGAGGAAACGGACAAGCCUAAGGACUGAUUUAUUGCAAAUCUAGCGACUCCGGUAAAGCGAUGGCAUUACAAUUAGAACGGCACCUGACGCCUGAUCCACUGGUAUCGACCAAGUAGAUUUGGCCGCGAAAGUAACAUGAAAUCAUCAACUUUAAGAAGGGUAACAGAGCUAAAUUGUAUCAUCAACCUCCCGAAUACGUGGUCCGCCUGCCCGGUUUCUCCGCGCG
Molecule: messenger RNA, 952 nt
Organism: Pyricularia oryzae 70-15
Lineage: Eukaryota; Fungi; Ascomycota; Sordariomycetes; Magnaporthales; Pyriculariaceae
Product: peptidyl-tRNA hydrolase domain-containing protein
Exons: 2
Coding region: 148-753 (201 amino acids)
Biological process (GO): translational termination
Cellular component (GO): mitochondrion
Molecular function (GO): translation release factor activity
Source: RefSeq, a predicted model, not a curated record